AUGCUCAUCGGUUUAUGUGGAGGAAUUUGCGCCGGCAAACAUGCCAUUGCCGAGUAUCUGAUUCAACAUCAAGGAUUCCAGCUCCUUGAACUCACGGGCAAACAUCACUCUCGGUCUACUGACUCGGGAGAUGACCUACUGCUGCAAGCCUCAGAGAUCAGAAAGAAAGUAGAAUCUCAAUCUUCAGAGUUUACGUUUCAAAAUGCCGACAGUCUGCUUGAUUUCACCACCAAAAGAUGGCAAGAACGCUGGAUCACCACAGACAUUGCAGAUGCGACUACCCUGGAUCGAUUCCUUCUGCGUCCCUUCUUUCUUCUAGUGAGUGUUGACGCCCCAGUCAGCCUCCGGUGGAAGCGAUUUGCCGACAGAUGCUGGCGAAGACAACUAGAUCCGCCCGACCUUGAGAAAUUCGUCCAGUGGAAUGACAAUAAUCUAUAUAACAAGGAUAUUGGACGUGUUCGCCUGUUCAACCCCUCAUCGUCUCUCGAAGAGCUACACUCAGCUCUGAAGACACUCAAUCUGGCGGAUGAACAACGGCUCAGGCCUACUUGGGACCAGUAUUUUAUGCAACUAGCCUCCCUUGCCGCCCAGAGAAGCAACUGCAUGAAAAGAAGAGUGGGAUGUGUUCUUGUCCGAGAGAGCCGUGUCAUCAGCACAGGGUAUAAUGGCACACCACGACAUCUCCAGAACUGCAAUCAAGGUGGCUGCCCACGAUGCAAUCGCGGAGACGGAGGCGGAGUCGGCCUUUCAACCUGCCUUUGCCUUCACGCGGAAGAGAAUGCCUUGUUGGAAGCAGGUCGAGAGCGGAUUCGAGAAGGAGCAAUCCUCUACUGUGACACAUGUCCUUGCUUGACAUGCACUGUUAAGAUCGCUCAGGUCGGCAUCUCAGAGGUUGUCUAUUCACAAGGAUACAACAUGGACAGCGAUUGCUGCUAUUCUGCAAGAGGCAGGCGUACGACUACGACAAUUCCACCCGAUUACGUUGCGGGGAACAUUCGUUCACUGGUCAAUGCGAUCAAUCAAGUCGGAUAUGAGGUCGAAUGGAUUAGAUCUCCAGAGGAUGUGAUAAACGCAGACAAACUGAUCCUUCCCGGCGUGGGCCACUUCGGCCACUGCCUUUCCCAAUUGGACAAAGGAGGGUUUUUGGAGCCCAUCAGACAGCACAUAAAGGCCGGAAAGCCCUUCAUGGGAAUUUGCGUUGGUCUACAAGCCCUUUUCCAGGGCUCAGAUGAGGAUUCGGAUGUCCUUGGACUCGGCGUCAUCCCCAUGCGCAUUCAGAAGUUCAACGACACCUCGAAGAGUGUACCUCAUAUUGGAUGGAACUCCGCGAUAAAUACUGAAUCCGAUACAAGCUUCUUUGGAUUGCGGCCGACCAGCAAGUAUUAUUACGUCCACUCCUAUGCGGCCCCAUACACACCGGGAGCCUUGGAGAAGGACGGCUGGUCCGUAGCCACAGCAACAUAUGGGGAGGAAGAGUUCAUUGGCGCUAUCAGUCGGGGUAACGUCUUUGGUGCACAAUUCCACCCAGAGAAGAGUGGUGUCGCCGGACUGCGGGCCAUCCGUGCAUUUUUGGACGGCGAUCAGUUCCAGUCUCUUUCGGGGGAUCUUGCUUCCGGCAAAGAAAAUGGACUCACUCGCCGAGUUAUUGCCUGCCUUGACGUUCGGACAAAUGACUCCGGUGACUUGGUUGUCACAAAGGGCGACCAAUACGAUGUCCGCGAGAAGAGCGGAGACGCCGGUGGAAAUGUUCGCAAUCUUGGAAAGCCGGUUGAGAUGGCUAAGAAAUACUAUGAACAAGGGGCGGAUGAAGUGACAUUUUUGAACAUCACCUCUUUCCGAAACUGCCCAGUCGCCGACACUCCAAUGCUCGAGAUUCUGCGACAAACAUCCAAAACAGUCUUUGUGCCUUUGACAAUUGGUGGUGGAAUCAAAGACACUGUUGACACCGACGGCACCCGCAUUCCUGCAUUAGAUGUGGCAACGAUGUAUUUCAAGUCCGGAGCUGACAAAGUCAGCGUUGGGUCUGACUCUGUCUUUGCCGCUGAGGAUUAUUACAAUGCCGGCGAGAAACUGAGUGGCAAAACUGCCAUUGAGACGAUAUCACAGGCCUAUGGCAAGCAGGCUGUUGUAGUGAGCGUUGAUCCAAAGCGGGUCUAUGUGGAUAAGCCAGAGGAUACCCACCACCACACGUUCAAGACUCAGUUCCCCAACGCAAACGGCCAAAGCUACUGCUGGUACCAAUGUACCGUAAUGGGUGGCCGUGAAACCCGCGACAUUGAUGUCUGGCAACUCGUUCGUGCCGUCGAGGCCAUGGGUGCCGGUGAAAUUCUUUUGAAUUGCAUUGAUAAGGAUGGAAGCAACAGUGGAUUUGAUUUAGAGUUGAUCAACGACGUCAAAGCCGCGAUCAAGAUUCCAGUCAUUGCUUCAAGUGGAGCUGGUGUGCCAGCGCACUUUGCCGAAGUUUUCAACAAGACCACGACUGAUGCAGCAUUGGGAGCAGGAAUGUUCCACCGUGGUGAAUAUACUGUGACUCAGGUGAAGGACCAUCUCAAGACAGAGGGAUUCUUGGUUCGUCAAUUUGAGGCUGAAAUUUGA
Molecule: messenger RNA, 2595 nt
Organism: Penicillium soppii
Lineage: Eukaryota; Fungi; Ascomycota; Eurotiomycetes; Eurotiales; Aspergillaceae
Product: histidine biosynthesis bifunctional protein hisB
Exons: 10
Coding region: 1-2595 (864 amino acids)
Biological process (GO): L-histidine biosynthetic process
Molecular function (GO): hydrolase activity; zinc ion binding; imidazoleglycerol-phosphate synthase activity
Source: RefSeq, a predicted model, not a curated record